Ictalurus furcatus (blue catfish) is the source of this 2368-nucleotide messenger RNA. RefSeq names its product lin-52 DREAM MuvB core complex component (gene lin52). Gene Ontology annotation, biological process: regulation of DNA-templated transcription. Bases 32 to 370 code for a protein of 112 amino acids. Gene Ontology annotation, cellular component: DRM complex. The record is from RefSeq and is a predicted model, not a curated record. The transcript has 6 exons. Lineage: Eukaryota; Metazoa; Chordata; Actinopteri; Siluriformes; Ictaluridae.
GCUCUAGGACGUCACGUGAUUUGAUGUCAAAAUGGCGUCUCCGAAUGGAGCUGAGGACUUUGAGUCAUCGUUGCUGAGUUAUGAAAAGCUUGAUCGCGCUUCACCUGACCUCUGGCCAGAACAAUUGCCAGGAGUUUCAGAGUUUGCUGCUUCAUUUAAAAAUCCAAUAACAAAUUCUCCACCCAAGUGGAUGGCAGAACUGGAGUCAGAAGACAUUGAAAUGUUGAAAGAGCUGGGAAGUCUGACCACAGCUAACCUGAUGGAAAAAGUCAAAGGGCUGCAGAACUUGGCAUAUCAGCUUGGCUUGGAAGAGUCCAGAGAAAUGACGAGAGGGAAAUUCCUGAACAUCUUGGAGAGGCCGAAAAAAUGAAGAUGGAGGGAGGGACUGAUUGUGUCUGGACCUAUAUCAAGUGACUUUGUAGCAAAAUAACCGUGCCAUGAUCUGUAACAUCUGUAAGCUUAGCUGGAUAAAUUUAUUUAUAUACGCAGAGUUACCAGUUUAUUAGGUACAUAUGCAGGUAUCAACCAUUUUAUCAGGCAAACCUACCAUGUAGGUGCAUUGUCUAGAUAUAUAAUUAUUCUGUUUAUAUGUACAGUUUGUUAUCUGCCAUCUUUCCCUUCUUCCCCGACUGGGAAAGGACCACAGUAGGACCAUUGCUGACCAGGUAUCAUUCAAAUGGGCAAGCAUUUUCAGCACAGCAGUGACACUGAGCUAGUAGUAGUGUUGUGCUGGUGUGUAGAAGGUGCAGCAGUGUUACUGGGGAUUUAAACAUCUCCGUGUUGCUGCUGGGUUCAGAAACGGAUAAAGAACUGAUAAAUAACACAAGCUAUAGUCUGUAACUGUACACCUACAAGCUGGGCCAAGCAGCUGGUGUUUGUAAUGAAGUGGCCAGUAAAAAUACAGUGUUUAAAAACACAAUCAGUGCUGCUCUGCCUGAUACUCAUAACAGCACAACGCAUGCUAUGUCCCUGUCGCUGCCGUGCCAAGGUCCAACCCCCACAUUAUAUCUGCUCAGCAGUGGUCUUAUGGUGGUUCUUUCCCAUUAGUGGAUGAGGUUUAGCAACAGAUGGGAUACAGCCUCUAAUUGUAUACCUACAAAAGUGAACCCUAUGUGGAUGGGGUACCUGAUAAAAUGGCCAAUGGGUGUAGUUACAGGCAUGGCGAACUGAUGCAAGUUCCUGUACAUGUACUAUAAUGUGUAAAAUAUUUUUUGAUUGUUCUUUUUCCUUAAUUAAAUGCCUUUUUUUUGUUCAUUUCUGCUCUAUAUUUAUUGACUGACUCAAUUGCUCGUCUUAUUUCCAGUUAACUCAACUUUUGAUAUCCUUUCAAUUAUUAAUGGGUUCAAACUUGUUAUAACAUUUAAAAGCUACUACUAUAUCUUGUUUGUUUUGUUGAUAUUUAUUCUGUUCCUUUCAAACUUCAGCAAGAUGUAAUAAAAUGUCUCGUGACUCUCCUAAAAAGUAACUUUCAUAAAAAAGAGCAGUUUAAGCGGCACGGUGAAAACAUUUUAAUUGGGGCAAUAACUUCAUGCCUGUGCCGCUCCAUAGACUCGUCCCAUUAAGAUCCCACUUCCACACUAGCGCAAGGCCAUUUCUCCUGUUUAAUGUGAAUUGGAGGUUUUGAGGCCCCCUGACACAAAACGUUGCAUAAAAAUAAUAUUGCUCAUUGUCAUCCGUGUUAAUGAGAUUUGACGUAAUUACUAGGGCCAUUUCUUCUCUAAUUAGCACACUUCCAGGGACAGUGGAGCGAGUGGUCUCACGGAAAAGGAAAUCGGACAGGCAUGCUGAAUGGGAAACAAAGAACGCUCCGGCCAAUGUAAUUAGGUGAGACAAUGGGCAGGGCUGUUAUUGGCUGUAGAUGUCGAACAGGCUUCAGCUAUGCUUGGGGUCCUCCUGCUCCUUCCAACUUGGAACAACUAUGCCUCUCCCCUCCCUAAUACACCCCUGACUGUCUUUGCCUUUGAGACUGUUUCUACCAACACAGCACCAAUCUUACUGGUGUCCUACUAAAAUUUUGUAUUCAGAUUUUUCCAACAUGACUCUUUUUUUUCCCCACUGUACUUCAUUAUUUUGCUAUAAGCUCUGACCAUAGAAUGGUUAGGUAAUAUUUAAAAAGAAUUCUGACAUUUAAGGUACUUGAUAUGCUUUCAGUGACCACUUUAUUAGGAACACCUGCUCAUUCAUGCAGUUAUCCAAUCAGCUAAUCAUGAUGGCACAAUGUAUAAAAUUAUACAGAUACAGGUCAAGAGCUUCAGUUAAUGUGUACAUUAAAUAUCAGAAUGGGGGAAGCGUAAUAUCUGUGGCUUUGCCCAUGGUAUGGUUGUAUGUGUUAGGUGGGCUGGUUUGAAUAUUAACACAACUGCUGAUC